ACAGCGAUGGCUGCCCUCUGCAGCAAGCACAGGCUCAAGCAUCUCCAACACCUCUGCAGCUUCGGCUUUAAGAUCCCGAGGAGAAACUUCGCAGGUAAAGGGAAAUAUGAUUAUGACCUAGUGGUUAUUGGAGGUGGUUCUGGAGGACUGGCAUGUUCAAAAGAAGCGGCCCAACUGGGACAGAAAGUGGCUGUCCUGGACUACGUGGAAGCUUCCGUGAGAGGCACAACAUGGGGCCUUGGAGGCACAUGUGUGAACGUUGGCUGCAUUCCCAAGAAGCUUAUGCACCAGGCAGCUUUGCUUGGUACCGCAGUGAAGGACGCGAAGAAGUAUGGCUGGAAAAUCCCUGAGCCUGUGUCACAUGACUGGGCGACUAUGUCUCAGGCGGUACAGAACCACGUGAAGUCACUGAACUGGGGACAUAGGGUCCAGCUGCAGGACAGGAAAGUGAAGUAUCUGAAUAUGAAAGGCAGCCUGGUGGACGAGCACACUAUCAGAGGCAUGAAUGCCAAAGGAAAGGAGAUGACUGUGACCGCCCGGAACGUUGUGAUAGCCACUGGUGGACGACCGAAAUACCCCACGCAUGUUCCAGGAGCUCUGGAGUUCGGCAUCAGCAGCGAUGAUCUCUUCUGGCUUAAAGAGUCUCCAGGAAAAACGCUAGUGGUUGGAGCCAGCUAUGUGGGUUUGGAGUGUGCUGGGUUUCUCACAGGCAUCGGCCUGGACACCACUGUGAUGGUGCGCAGCAUCGCCCUCCGGGGGUUCGACCAGCAAAUGUCCCGGCUGGUGACGGACUACAUGGAGGCGUACGGGACGCGUUUCUCCUGGGACGCCGUGCCUAAGAAGGUGGAGAAGCUUCCGUCUGGGCUUCUGCAGGUCACCUGGACCGACACACAGAGCAAGCAGGAACAUCAGGAUGCGUUCAACACGGUGCUCUGGGCUGUAGGCAGGGCCCCUGAAACCAAAACUCUGAACCUGAAGCAGGUCGGUGUGGAGCUAAAUGAAGAUACAGGGAAAGUCAUAGUGGCUGCUGAUGAGCGGACCUCCAUGUCAAAUAUCUUCGCCAUCGGCGACAUCGCACAGGGUCGUCCUGAACUGACCCCUACUGCCAUCAAGGCAGGUAAACUACUGGCCCGGAGGCUAGCGGGUCACUCCAGCCAGCUGAUGAACUACGACAAUGUGCCCACUACAGUAUUCACUCCACUGGAAUAUGGCUGUGUGGGUCUGUCAGAAGAAGAAGCAGAAAGAAGAUGCGGCAAAGAGAAUGUAGAGGUCUAUCACGCCUUCUACAAGCCGCUGGAGUUCACUGUAGCUGAGAGAGAUGCCGGUCAGUGCUACAUAAAGGUGGUUUGUGAGGGGCAUGGUGAUCAGAGAGUUUUAGGUCUGCACUUUACUGGUCCUAACGCAGGAGAAGUGACUCAGGGUUUCGCCCUCGGCCUCCAGUGUGGCUUCACCUACGCUCAGCUGCGGGACACAGUUGGAAUCCACCCCACCUGCGCCGAGGAGCUGACGAAAAUCAACAUUACCAAGCGCUCCGGUCUGGACGCCACGGUUACCGGCUGCUGAGGUUAAGCACCCCCUCCCCUAAAAACACUGAACACAUGGACCCUUUAGACUGAGGCACUGACGGCUUCUUUUGGCCGAAGUGCUUAGUUGAAGUGAACCGUUUUUGGUGCUUUCUGUUCUUUGCCUCCCUCCAGUCUGUCACUCUAUAAUGACCUCCGACAGGUCAUUUGGUGCCUGUCUUGCGCCCAAAGUAGACGUGUAUACACUGGUCGAUCUUGGUUGGUUAACGAAAUUCUUUAAAUGUGGAGAAAAAUGGAAAAAACGGAAAAUACGCAAAGUUCAGGCCUUAACUUGGCUGCUGCCACUGUUUUAGCUGUUUAAAACUAUUCAGAACUUUUGUCCAUCUUUAUAGAUAACAGAGUGUCAAUCAGUGUCAUGUGAGUGUAUGAUGAUUUAGGCACAAUGCUAAAUGGUGCAUAUGCGCUUCCGUUGGUGAUGCACUGAAGUGAACCAAAAUUCAGAACACAGUGGAAAGCUUGCAGCAAGCAAAACCAGUUUACAAGCCACGAAAUCGAGCAAUGAAUUCCAUUCAUUCUUAGACAUAUUUUGCACUUUUGUUUCCAUAAUUUGACUGAUCAAAUCACCUGAGGCUGCAGGUGCUCAGUAAUCAGGGUUUCUUAUUGUCAUGCUGCUUAUUUAAAAUGAUUUGUAAACUCCUAGAUUUUGGCACUUUGUAGCCAUAUUUAAUCUUUUGUUUUAAUCAUUUCUGCCAAAUUUUGGGCUGUUUUUCUCGGAAAUAGCCAUCCCAAAUUUCCACCAAGAUUUACAUUUCACUGCACUGGUGCUUCCGUUACUGGCUAGCUGUCAGCCUCAAAGCUCUAUCACACAAGUACAGAGCCACACUUCAGACACCAAACACCAAACUUGGACUACAUUUGGAGUAAGAGGGGAACUUUUAGUGCAUUAACACAUUUUUAUCCACAUUACUGCCUUAAGUUUAUGUUGAUUAGCUCUUACACUCUCACAGUUAGUCCUAAUGAAUGACUUUGAUCCCCGAUCUCUGUUUGUUUCUCAGCAUGGGUCCCUCAUUUAUAACCCAACGAUUCAGAUAGUCCGAUAAGGCCCUGGCGCAUGAGCCGAAGAGGUAAAACCAGGGGUGCCCUGGCAGAGCGACAGCGAAAGGGCUAAACAGGGUCAUAAAUCAGGAUUAAGGCCCCAUUACGGUUUGUUGAAACGAGAGUUGCAGGAGAACGCGGCCUAAUGUUUCUGAAAUAUAUUCUGCAAAUAUUGUUGUUUCUCCGGCUGUACUUCCUGUCCAUUACUCAUGUGCCGCCGCUGACACUGAUGGAUGGGAUCGGCCCGUCGUCACGGUGACAACACCCCGUUUCCCAGGGAGGCAGACAAACACUCGGUGAGGAGCCUGUCAGUCACACACGAAGCCUGGUGCUGGGGCCAGAGAACGCUUGUUUAAACCUGGGCUUCAGCGGUUCCCCCUAGAGCGCAGAGAGAACGCAUACACAUUCUCUGUCUGUCUCCGGGCCAGCAGACUCCAGCAACUUGAUCAGUUGAGAUAAAACAAGUCUGUUUUUAUUAAUACCUCCCUCCGCCUCAAGGUGGCAGUGUUGGCCUCCUUUUUCCUCGCUGUUCUACCCUGAGGUCAGUUGGGAAGUUGUUGGAUGGAUCUAACCAAUUCAGCCUGAUUUCAAAUCACAGUUUUGAAGAUGAAUUGAUUCCCGGCUUGGCGGCUCAUGUUUUUAUGGAAUGGUUUUCAUUCCGGGAGAUAAGCUUAUCACUUUUGGAUAACAGUUCCAGCCCCGGGGGGGAGGGGGGGGGCGGGGUGCCACCUUCACUGAGGCAGCUGUUGCACAACUGCAGCUGUUUCCAUCAACAAGAGCGCUAGCUACAUUAUGGAGCUUAUAAUGCCAUCGCCUUGAAGGAAUGCUUUGGUGAAAAAUCUGCAUUCCUCAAAAUACCUCCUUAUGCAGAAUGUAGUAGAUCAGCCAAGGCAUGUUUGGUGUCUGAAUUAUUGCAAAAUUCAUGCUUUAAGUUUUCUACUAUUUUUUUAUGCACUUAUGCAGCACACUUUGUCUAUUUUUAUUGAUAAAUCAUACUUUCGGAAACCACAUAAGCAAGUCUGUUCAGAGUUUGCGUCUUUAGUUUUGCACGGGUUGUGUGCAAAAGUGUGAACAUGAUUUGUUGAUAUUUAAAGUCAAAAAAGCGUAAAUGUAGCACUUUUCUGCUGAUUUUAGUGCACAACUUCAAUUUACAAUGCUAUAUAUGCCCUAAAAUACUAUAUAUGCCCUAACCUUUCUACGUUUUAUCUUUUAUUUUGUCUCAAUACGUUGAAUUCAGCAAAGGCACAGUUAAUAAUCACUGAUAGAUUUGCAUAUCUAUCGCUGUCCAAAGAGAGACAGGUAUCUCCGAAAUAAUACGUUGACCUUUCAUCGUAAGUUAAUGUAAAGAGGCUUCAUUCCGAGUGAUUUUGGAGCAUUCCUAUUGGUGCAUUCGUUAUGAAAAAUUCACACAACAUAAAGGACAGCUGGUGUGUUGAAAUAAACAUGGAGAGAUUUUUUAUUGGACAGCGACGGUAUGUUGGCACUGAAUGACACACUGUUAUCUGUUAACAUGGACAAAAGUGCAUCGCUAAAACAUUGUAGCCGGAAUUUUGUCCGUUUUUGUCCAGCUUCUGUUAUUUAUUUGCUGAUUUUCCUUGUAGCUCCAGUUCAGAUGUUUGCUCAGUGUCUACUCUGUCUCGUAUGAUUAAUGGGGCUCGAAGAUGAGUGACAGGUUGCCGUGACGAUGGAGAGGAGCACUGCGCUACUAGGUUUAUUUGUACCUGUGGAUGUGAGAGAGAAAAGGGGGGGCGGCAGGGGGGUCCUGUGUUCUUGUUUCAGGGCAGGGGUGCUGAACCCUGACCCCAAUACACCAACAGCUUUACUCUAUUUUAGGCCAUGUGCUGUCCCAGAUUGAUUGAAUAUGUACUCCAAGUUCGCUAGAGAAACUGCGUCCAUUGAUCACUGCGUAAUUGUUGAGAUGUAAACGUUCAGCACGUCAUAGUUUGAUGUGAAGUGGUUCAUUGCAGUGAAACUGCUCAGAUUUCUUUACAGUGGUGGUGAUGGGACCCAGAUAUUACGAUGUCAACGACACAAAUGUGGCCAUUUUAUUUACUGUUCAAACCAGCAGUGAAGCUUCAGUGUCUCCUGGGUUUUUCUGUGUAAUGAUGAUGGUGAAUCAAAAAACGCCUAAUCUAUUUUUUAGCCCGAAAGCUUCUAAAACUACUUUAAACCAUCAAACCAAACGCUGUAUUUGUCAAAGCUUUUUGUGAGGGAGAUUUUAGAGGCUGUCACCUCCCCAGAGACGUCUGGUUCCUAUCACCACCCUUGUGCACAAGUCUCACUCCAUUGUUUUUUUCCCCAGAAAGGAGCAUCGCCCCUCAAACUGUUUAAUGAUUAUGAAUGUUUACAUCCUAACAAUUUAAUUGUGCAGAAAUGAUAAAACAUCUGUGAAAGUCUGAUCCGAGCUGGAUUAGUUUUAUCUCAGGAUGUCCAGAUCCGUCAUUUCAGACCGGUAUGAGUUUUGCGGCAGGUCCAGUUUUUACAGUCUGUCAGUAACUGUGCAGCAAAUGGUCUUCUGUCGCUGGCUGAACCUGGAGCUCCCACCGUAACGGCAGUCCUGUUCCAAUCCACUUAAUGGAAUCACAAAACCUGCUAACAGGCACAGCCGUGUGGGGUGAUGUUAAUGUUAUUGAGUGUUUCCUGUGGCUUAACAAUGACCUGAGCGUUCGAGCUAUGACCGUUCGAUCUGGGCUAUCUGUGGGAAUUUGGGGGAAUUUCAUGGAUACGUUGUCCUGAACUAUUUAACUAAUCAAAUCCCAGCAAAUUAUCUUACCUUAUGUGGGGAAACUUAUCCAGCUCCAGUAGUGCUUUAGCCACUCCACGGUCAUAAUUUGUGUUAUAGACAGACUUUGUUUGCCAAGUCAUAGAUCACUCUUCUUGAAAUGCUGAGACACACAUGACCUCCAGGCUCACUGAGAGAGCAGCUCCAGCUCCUAAAUACACACACACACACACACACACUUCCACACACUCUGAAGGGUCAGGGUUCAACUUUCAAGUGCCCGGUUAAUGAUGACUUGCGCUAAAAGCCAUAACUGGAGAGGGCAAGUCUGAUGUCAGCCGGUGUCCAUCCAUUCAUCUCUGUAAAUAGCUAAAGGCUAAUUUGAUAUAAAGCUUUGUAACUGCAUAAUUUAUGUGUAGAGUAAUAAAUCAUGAGAACGUACAGCGUCUCUGUUUCAAUAAUGA
Molecule: messenger RNA, 5804 nt
Organism: Pygocentrus nattereri (red-bellied piranha)
Lineage: Eukaryota; Metazoa; Chordata; Actinopteri; Characiformes; Serrasalmidae
Gene: txnrd2.2
Product: thioredoxin reductase 2, tandem duplicate 2
Exons: 17
Coding region: 7-1563 (518 amino acids)
Biological process (GO): glutathione metabolic process; cell redox homeostasis; cellular response to oxidative stress
Cellular component (GO): mitochondrion; cytosol
Molecular function (GO): glutathione-disulfide reductase (NADPH) activity; thioredoxin-disulfide reductase (NADPH) activity; flavin adenine dinucleotide binding
Source: RefSeq, a predicted model, not a curated record